This is a messenger RNA of Menidia menidia (Atlantic silverside), 2031 nucleotides long. The record is from the annotation of a GenBank genome assembly. Lineage: Eukaryota; Metazoa; Chordata; Actinopteri; Atheriniformes; Atherinopsidae.
AUGGGAGGCAAAACUACAAGAACAUUGACCGACUAUAUCCCAACACCUGCACUGGAGGCCAGGCAGCGUGCCCUUAUUGAUUAUGCAGAUGGUGCCCUCAUCGCAAGCAUUUAUUUCUUCUCUUUUGUCUCCUCCCACUCGUUCUCUUCUAAUCCAGAAGACAGGAAGCUGUUUGUGGGAAUGCUUGGCAAACAGCAGAGUGAGGACGAUGUCCGACGGCUGUUCGAGACCUUCGGCCAGAUCGAGGAAUGCACCGUCCUUCGAGGGCCUGAUGGGGCCAGCUGUGCAUUUGUCAAGUUUUCCAGCCACGCAGAAGCGCAAGCAGCCAUCAGCAGCCUGCAUGGUGGGCAAACAAUGCCUGGUGCCUCGUCCAGCCUGGUGGUCAAAUUUGCAGACACAGAUAAGGAGAGGACCCUACGCAGGAUGCACCAGAUGGCAGGCCAGCUCGGAAUCUUCAGUCCCAUGACUAUCCAGUUUGGGGCCUAUGGCGCCUACUCUCAUGCUGUAAGUCUCAGCCCGGCGGGGGAGGAGACGCAGAUGAUGCAACAGCAAGCAGCCCUGAUGGCAGCAACACAAGGGUCCUACCUGAACCCUAUGGCGGCCAUUGCUGCCGCGCAAAUGCAGCAAAUGGCAGCUUUCAAUGUCAACGGCUUGGUGGCUACUCCUAUGACACCGUCUUCAGGUAUAUACGUUAUUCCAGGCACCAGCACACCCCCAGGCAUUUCUGCCACAGCCGUGCCCAGCAUAGCCACCCCUAUUGGGGUCAAUGGAUUCAGUGCCCUUCCGCCUCAAAGCAACGGCCAACCCACAUCCGAGCCCAUCUACACCAAUGGUAUUCAUCCUUACCCAGCACAGAGUCCAACAGUGACUGACCCUCUCCAACAGGCUUAUGCUGGUGUCCAGCACUAUGCAGCAGCCUACCCUGCCGCCUAUGCGCCAAUCAGCCAAGCGUUCCCCCAGCAACCAACCAUCAUUCCCCAGCAACAGAGGGAAGGGCCAGAAGGUUGCAACCUGUUUAUUUAUCACCUGCCCCAGGAGUUUGGAGACGCUGAGCUCAUGCAAAUGUUCCUACCUUUUGGCAACGUCAUCUCUGCCAAAGUCUUUGUGGAUCGAGCAACCAAUCAGAGCAAAUGUUUUGCCCUCUUCACCCCGGUGAAAAGAAUUUUCCCAGACUGCCCACUAUCCUCAAGUCGGGCAACCAAGCAGCAUCCACCCCUGCCUUCCUCACGUCUCACCUCCCACACACUAAACCAGUUCAUCAGGGUGGAGGCGGGGCAGUCGGACAGCCGCACCCUGGAGACCUGCAGCCAGGGAGAGAGCGAGACUCCCAUCCAUGACUUCUCUGGGUUUCUCCUCAACACCAUUCGCUUUGUAAGUUUUGAUAACCCGUCCAGUGCUCAAGCCGCCAUCCAGGCCAUGAACGGCUUUCAGAUAGGCAUGAAGAGGCUGAAGGUGCAACUAAAGCGGCCAAAGGAUGCCAACCGACCUUACUGACUCGUCUGCUGUCCAUACCCAGGAUGAAGGGCCACAACACCUUAUUUCCACAAGUGCAGUAAAAGUACAAAGACUUCUUGUUCUGCUACAUAUCAUGAAGGAAGGGUGGUCCCUUGAUCCUCCAGGAAGGCCGCUGAAAGAUUGGGUGACUGAAAGAAGGACCCCAGAGUUGUUUUUUUUUCUUUUCUUUUCUUCGCAAAUGCCUCUUUUUUCCCUGUUUUGCUUUGGCGUCUGUGGAAGAAGAUUUUUUGCAGAGACCAACUUUUUGCUGCUGUUUUUUAGACAUGACAAGAAAAAAAACCUUUAUAGACUCAUUAUGCUCAAAGCAUGCAUACUGACACAGGAUAUAGAUAAUACACAUAAAAACAGAAAAUAAACCAAACAUACACAUUCAAAGAAGCGACACUUAAAAGAAAAACUCGAAAAUGAAAAAAACAGAAACCUUACUUUGUACAUGUAUAAAUACGUGCAAAUGCCAACACAAGGACUGAAGCGAACUCAUGCGUGUGCGCUCACACAAACACACACAAACACACA